Pisolithus orientalis is the source of this 1765-nucleotide messenger RNA. Its product is annotated as Leo1-like protein-domain-containing protein. The coding region runs from base 62 to 1642 and encodes 526 amino acids. Gene Ontology annotation, cellular component: Cdc73/Paf1 complex; nucleus. Gene Ontology annotation, biological process: positive regulation of transcription elongation by RNA polymerase II; transcription elongation by RNA polymerase II. NCBI's taxonomy places the organism in Eukaryota, Fungi, Basidiomycota, Agaricomycetes, Boletales, Pisolithaceae. The transcript has 4 exons. The record is from RefSeq and is a predicted model, not a curated record. Gene Ontology annotation, molecular function: RNA polymerase II C-terminal domain phosphoserine binding.
UGGCAAUCGUUGCACGUUCAACAGUCUUCAACACUUGCCUUCGCGCUGAAACAAUUCCACAAUGUCAUCUCUGGCAGGUGCUCUUGGUCAACCAAUACACCAGAGUACUAGUUACAGCUCCGUAUAUGGUUUGUCUGCGCGGCCAGAGGACGUAGAAAUGAGCCCUCCGGAUUCCGAGACCAGAGAUAGCCCCAAGGAGGAGGAUAGCGAAGCGCACGUCGCUGGCGGUGGCGAAGGGAUGGAUGACCUAUUUGGAAACGAGGCGGAAGAAACACGACCCGGGCGGGAGAUCAAAUCCGAAAGCAUUCUUACUGGAACACCGGCGGCGGAAUCGGGGUACGAAUCAGACAACCUUUCCCAGGCCGAGCGGGAACGACGGAGAGCCUUGGAAUAUGCUGAGCCGGAGGAACCUGGCGGCGUCGCCGCCCCUCCUGCUCAAGAGUUUAAUGUCAACAUUCCCAACAUCCCCAUCCCACGUAGCAGCGAUGGCCAAUAUUGGGUCAUACGCAUGCCUAAUUUUGUCAAGGUCGACUCAAAACCAUUCCACCCCGACACAUACGUCGGUCCUGAACAAGAAGACGAUGAGAUCUCCCAGAACGAAAGUGUUCGUGAGAAAAGUAUGACUAUCAAGCUUAAAGUCGAAAAUACCGUCCGCUGGAGGUGGAUAAAGGAUGAGUUCGACCAAGACAAGAGACAGUCUAAUGGACGGAUCAUCCGGUGGUCAGACGGCAGUUUAAGUUUGCGACUUGGCAAGGAAUUAUUUGACAUCAACCAAACCUACGAAACGUCUAGCAGCUUGCUAGGUAAACCAACUGCGGGGUCCCAGCCACCCGCAUCACAAACCAGUCCAUCGGCAUCACAACAGACGCUCGCGGCGUCGAAGCCCCAGGCCCAGGGCCUAACUUAUCUCGUUGCACAGCACAAGCGAUCAGAAGUCCUUCAGGCAGAAGCGGCGGUCACCGGGUACAUGUCGUUGCGGCCAACGGGCAUGCAGUCCGAGACCCACCGCAUGUUGGUGCGUGCCGUCGGACAAAAACACAAUAAGAUCGCCCGUUUGCGUAUGGCUCCUGAUCCAACGAGGGACCCUGAACGGGAGAAAAUGGAGUUGAUGAAACUUUCCGCCAAGAAAUCCAAAAAGAAAACUGAGGAAGGAGAAUUUUCAACUCGCAGAAAAAGGACAGGUCAUUCAAGGAAACGCGCUAAUACAGAUGUCUGGUCGGAUGACGAAGAGGAACCCGACUACGAGGGGUCUGAUGCCGAUGACGACAUGGGAGGUUCAAGUUCCGCCAAACGCAAGAUGUUACAGGAAAAACGGAAAGGUCCAGGAGAAUAUCAAGAGGAUGAUUUUGUUGUGGCAGAUGAGUCAGACGAGGACGGCGAAUUUGGGGGAGGGACAUCAGACAAGAAACGUCGCCAUCGCGACGAGGAGGAAGAGGAUCCACUGGAUAAGCUUGAUGCAAAGAUUAGUCAAUUAGAGGAUGAGAGAAAACGGAAGAACCAAGAUUCUGGAGGUGAGGUGGACGAUGCCGAUCAAGACAUGGAUGUAGAAAGCGAAGAAGACGAAGAAGAACACAGAGUACGAAAGGCUGGCCUUGGAGCACGGAAAAAGAGAGCAAUAGCUUUCGAUGAAGAGGAGGAAUAAGACACCGUUCGUUAGCGUCAUGUCUCCUGGUGCUACUUACUACAUCUGCAAAACUACCCGAGGGAGUGAGCAGGUUAUACCUGCCUCCGUUUGGAAGUGACUUGUCGUAAGACUCGCUAAGAC